Molecule: messenger RNA, 2823 nt
Organism: Drosophila guanche
Lineage: Eukaryota; Metazoa; Arthropoda; Insecta; Diptera; Drosophilidae
Exons: 5
Coding region: 1-2685 (894 amino acids)
Biological process (GO): mitochondrial RNA processing; regulation of mitochondrial mRNA stability
Cellular component (GO): mitochondrial matrix; ribonucleoprotein granule
Molecular function (GO): RNA binding
Source: RefSeq, a predicted model, not a curated record
AUGUACCUGAAUUACGCACCUCGUGGGCAAUGGAAGUACUUGCAAUAUGUUCUGCAAAUGCGUCAACUGCAGCUGCUACGACGGCAUGUCAAUAUUGGGGCAAAGCCGCCUAUACAAACAGUGGUGGCACUGCCGGCAGGACGGAUCCACCUACAAUAUUACUCCCAGCGCAUGGAAAGUCUAGCAGAGAGAAGUGGAGCGGAGGAUACUGUCAUGCUGCGCCUUAGGGAGACAAAGAACAGCGAAGAGCUGCUAGAGAUGAUCCUAGCAGACAACUUGGAGCGAGACCAUCUGGUGGAAAGUCUUUCCCUGCUGUGGCUGCACUACCUAAACUUGGAUGCGCCACAUCAAGAAGCUCUUACGGAGCGUGUUCACAAAGAAGUGCUGCAGCGCAUAGAUCCCCAUACAGCCCACAUGGACAUCAAUGAGUUGAGCUGCAGCUACCUAUACCUACGCAAGAUGCACAUAUCCAAUAGUGAAUCCACCGUGGAGGGUAUUCUAUGCCGUGCACUACAAGCUAUCGAUACAAAAGAGCAGGACGACCUUGUGCCCCUGACGGCACUCUCCCGCCUUUCGGUGGGGAUCAAUUUGGAGCGAGACUUCUUCACGCCGCUCGUCUGCCGCAACUUUUUGCCGCAUCUGGAGCGGCACAUAGCCCAGUGCGAGAGCGAAGAGGACGUGCGGCUUCUCUCCACUUGCCUGUUCCAGCUGCACCAGCUGAUCGACGAGGAGCUGCUCAAGGACUACAAGCAGAGAGUGAGCGAGCUGCUGCAACGCGGCAUCCUCAGCUGUGAUACACCCAAAGCCCUACUGAAGCUGCUGCACAUGCUUAACAUUCGCGUGUGGUCCCAGCGGCACACUCAAUUGAUAAGGGAAAUCCUGCUGACAUUGCGGCCAUGCCUGCACCAGUUGGAGACCGUCGAUAUAAAGAGCAUUUGUCGUGCGUUUCUGCAUCACCAGGAGCCCGCGGAACUGAUGCAGCCACUAAAGGAGGCCACAGAGAAACUACUGGCGGAUGAGUGCACACCAGACGCACUCGCCUGUGCCGUGCCCUUUGGCGAGCCGCUGCAAAGGGAAAAGUACUUGAAAAUGUUUCACCAACUGCUCUACUCGAACGCCGCUUGGCAGCUGCCCCAAGCGAGCAGCCACUUCUUCAGUGUGCUGCGAACACUGAAGAUAUCCAACAUCAGCUAUUGCAACACGUACUGGUCGGGUGUCAUACGCGAGCUGGACUCUGGCCCAGAGGAGCAGAUGCACCUCAGAUUCCUGGGCCACUGUCAGCGGUACAUGAACUUCAACAACAACCUGGGCGGAACGUAUCGCCACUUUGGUGUGGAGCGAAAGUUGAGUCGAAUGUGCAUGAGUGCCAUCGAGCAGGACAUAGCUGGCAGGCUGCCGAGCAAGGUGAGCCGCUUGGCCGCCUUUGUGAUAGCCUAUGGCCACACCCAACUGUCCUGGAAGAAGUUUCCCAACAUUCUUAUGAGCAAAAUAUUGACAAUGGCUCCGCAGUUUGACAUUCUGGACUGCUUGGUGCUCAGUCGCAGCAUGCAAAUAGCCAGUGAGCUAAGGUUUCGUCAGGACACACCGCCACUGGCGGCCAUGCAGCUAUCCACCAUGGACAGCAUACUCAUUGGCUGUGCGGAGCGUCAUUUGGCCAAUGCGGAGCAAGAGCCACUCACAGCGAGUGAACUGAGCAUCAUUAUACGGACUCUUAGUCACAGGAAAACUCUGAAGAACACUUUGGUCUACAUGCAGGCCCUAUCCCUCUAUAAGACUCUCCAUUGCAAAGAUCUCAGCUCGCGUGUCGUUCGUGAUAUGGCGUACAACUUCAAUGCCUCUCAUUUUUUUGUGCCCGAGCUGUUGGAGUCCAUGUUUGGCUACAUUGCGGAACAGCACGAGCACAUCACGGGCGAUACCGUGGAGAAGGUGCUGACUUGUUCGUACAAUCUGGGAUACACGCCCGCCUCACCAGAGACUUUAGAAAGGGCUGCCAGUGUUUUGCUAAGGGACUUUGAGCAGAUGAGUGGCCUGUCGCUGGUGCAGGCCUGUCUGGCGCUGUGCUUCUACAAGACCAUACCGGAUGAGCUGAUUAAUCGGGUAUUCUGCGUCAAGUUCAUUCAACGCAUCGAGGAUGAGAUACAGGUGUGCUACUCAAAGGCAACCUAUCCGGAGAGGGUGCUCAAUCUGGUGAUGCAGCUGAAUCGCACCGUCUGCUUGGAUCUGCCGGAGGCGAAUGUUCCCUGGUUCCAACAGAACUACAUCGAGGCGCAGUUGAGCAAGAAGUCCCAACAGCCGAGCACCUUUGGCAGAGAUGUGAAACAUUUGCUGAAGCAUUUACUCAAGGAGGACAAGUACUUCCGCUGCAACCACACCACGCCCUAUGGCUAUCAGAUUGACUUUGUGAUACAUUUCGAUCGGGACAAGAAACCCAUGCCAGCACCACCCGUAGAGGCCACCAUGCUGGAUCGCAUAACGAAGGUGGCAAUAUUGCUGCUGCGAUUAGACUCAUUUUGCGAGAACGAUCUGACCGCACUGCGUGGUCCGCAGUCGCUGAAGAUGAAGCAUCUGGAGAUGAUGGGCUACAAGGUGCUGCACAUAAACGAGCACGACUGGAACUCCAAGUAUAUGAUGGCACCCGGUGCCAAGGCAAACUAUCUUAAAUGUCUGCUGCAAAUUUCGCAUUAGUCGGGGACUUUUCACUGCUGCUGUUUCUUCUCUGUAUAAUUGUUCAUAUUUGAUUUCGUUAUAAGUUGUGUGGAUUGGAUACACUCUGUAUACAGCGAGUGCUCGUGGGUUUAGAAAUACAUGGAAUGUAUUUUGAAA